This is a messenger RNA of Nycticebus coucang (slow loris), 2631 nucleotides long. It is a transcript of the gene MAFG, whose product is annotated as MAF bZIP transcription factor G. Lineage: Eukaryota; Metazoa; Chordata; Mammalia; Primates; Lorisidae. The transcript is spliced from 3 exons. Gene Ontology annotation, biological process: regulation of epidermal cell differentiation; regulation of transcription by RNA polymerase II. Gene Ontology annotation, molecular function: RNA polymerase II cis-regulatory region sequence-specific DNA binding; DNA-binding transcription factor activity, RNA polymerase II-specific. The coding region runs from base 1272 to 1760 and encodes 162 amino acids. Gene Ontology annotation, cellular component: nucleus. The record is from RefSeq and is a predicted model, not a curated record.
CUUUGCUACUCUUUGCCACAGUCCACCUCCUGGUGCAAGGCUGGGUGAGGUGGGGUCUCUAAUCUAGUGGGAACAUACACCUCCAUCUAGCCAGCCCACAUUUUAGCUCUGCCGAUGAAGGGAGAAGCCCCUACCCUAGCUCAAAAUUGCCUUUCAGCUUCUCCAAAGAGACUGCAUCUGUCUUGUCUUUUAGCCACAAUGUUGCUUGCCUCUAACCUGGAAAAGAGGGGAUGGAACACAGGGAUAGGGGGUGCCGGUAAUCCCAGGUGGAUAACUGGGAGGAGGUGCCCUUGGCAGGGCUUCAGAAAGCAGAAAGUGAGGUCGGGUGCUAGAGGGGCAGCUGAGUGGAUGGGAGUUGGCUGCCUGGUCUCUCCCAGCCCUUUGUUUUUGUACCAUGGCCUGUGGGCAAGAGCACAGUAGUGACCUAGAGGGGCUGGCCACCCCUGCCUCUAGCUUUGCAGGCCCAGGGGGCUAGUUGUGGGCCCUUAUGAAACACUCUGGAUGGGGCGGGGCAGGGUGCAAGAUGCUGCAACCUGUGGCAGGAUGGUUACUCCAUCAGUGGAGGAGGUGGACAGAGAGGGCUGGAGAGGCCUUGGCCCAGACUCCUUCUAGCUGGAUUGCCUGCUACUUACAAGGUGGGGAAUUCCCUGGCCAACCUACCAACGGAGCUAGAGCCUGCUGGGCAACCCACUCCUAGCUCUUCAAAGUUACAAGUCUUAGGGAGAAUCAGAACUGUUCCACAUCCUUCCUGGCUGAGUCCCUAGUGGGGACAGUCUCCUGAAUCUCCCAGGGAACAGGGCUUUGUUGAAGGCUGGCUUAGGGGAGGCAGCAGUAGGAGAUAGUACACUAAAAUGUUUAUGCACAGGGCCGCUGGACAACUUUCACCUGCUGCUAGCUGGGACGUGGGGCCACAGCCCUCCUGGGGCGCUGUUGGCUGGCGGGCCUGGGGAGAGCCAGCCUGUGAGGGAGGAGGCAGUGUGCUGAGUCAGCGUGACUCGCCAGGAACAGCCGCACUCUGGGGCAGCACUGGGGUUAUUUUUAAAGCUCAGGGCUUCCUUCUAGGCUUGCCCCUCCGCAUCUUAUUCCUCCUAAUCUCUCCCCCAGUCCCUUUGUCUUACUCUGCCUCCAUCCAGCCUCUAGUCCUUCCCCCCAUAAGGGCUUCCUGACACACCACCUUGGGGGCAGUUGGGUAGGGCAAAGCUCACCUCAGGAGAAGCAAGGCCAAGGGGUGUCCUCUGGUCAGGAGAGCCUGCUCGCUGUGCCCCCAGGUUAUGACGACCCCCAAUAAAGGAAACAAGGCCUUGAAGGUGAAGCGGGAGCCGGGUGAAAAUGGCACCAGCCUGACUGACGAGGAGCUGGUGACCAUGUCUGUGCGGGAGCUGAACCAGCACCUGCGGGGCCUGUCUAAGGAGGAGAUCAUCCAGCUGAAGCAGCGCAGGCGCACGCUCAAGAACCGUGGCUAUGCUGCUAGCUGCCGUGUGAAGCGGGUGACACAGAAGGAGGAGCUGGAGAAACAGAAGGCGGAGCUGCAGCAGGAGGUAGAGAAGCUAGCCUCGGAGAAUGCCAGCAUGAAGCUGGAGCUCGAUGCGCUGCGCUCCAAGUACGAGGCCCUGCAGAACUUCGCCAGGACCGUGGCCCGCAGCCCCGUGGCACCGGCCCGGGGCCCCCUUGCCACUGGCCUGGGACCCCUAGUCCCUGGCAAGGUGGCUGCCACCAGCGUCAUCACGAUAGUAAAGUCCAAGACGGAUGCCCGGUCAUAGGGAUGAGCGUCGUGUUUGUCCAGGCGGGUCUUCAAGGGGCCAUUAAGCACAUGGCUAAUUUGGCAGCCCCGUCUCUCUCUCCCCUCUCUUCUCUUCUCCUCCCUGCCCUUCCCUUCCCUUUUCUUCUCCUCUCCCCUCCUCACCUCCUUCCUUCCCUGCAAAGCACAACCUGCAUCCCAGGGGCACUGGGCUGAGCCCCUUUGAUCUCGUUGUCGUCGUGUGUUUUGUACGUUGGGAUUGGUCAGUUUGGUGGUGAUGUGGGGUCGCCCCUAACCUCUUUUGUACCAAGGCCCUGCAGUCUUGGAGUCCAGGGCUGGCACCGUGAGAAUGGAGGAGAAAGUGCUCAUAGGAUGGAGCAAGCGAGCCCUAGGCCUGUGUGUCCCUGAGUGGGGAGGGCUCCUGUCUACCCUCCACUCUCAGGUGGCUGCUGGCUGGGCUGGGAACACAGUUCAGCCCAGCCCAGUAGAAGGAGAUAGGCUCUUCUUUGAAGAGCAGGGUGUGCCACCAGCCUGGGUGCAGCAGGCACUGGGGGUGUGUAUGGCUGGAGGGCAGGGGCUACAGAGCUUGAGCCUGUCCCUUUGCGAUGAAAAAGACCAAAUCUCUGGUGGCGAGCUUACGUGAAGGGUGUGUCCUGUGUGUCCUUCGAUGGGUCCCGUGUCACUGUUUACAUGACCUAUUUGUGUGGUUAUAUAGCCCUUUAUUUAAAAGAGAGAAGUUCCUUUUACGAAGUUAUUAAAUUAUAUGUUUAAAAGCUAAAGAAAAAGAGCUGCAGAGUAUUUAUAAAACUGUCUUUUAAAACAAAAAGAACAAGCAAGAACAUUUGAUCAUAUAAUGGAAAAGGGAAGAAAGUAUAUUAGAAACUUUGCUAGUU